UCGCUCAGGAGUGGCAGGGCCCAUCGAUGUUUGCCCGACCCUGUUGCAGUGCCAUCAUCGCGCUCAUCUAUCACUUAUUAUUAUUUUCGCUUGACGAGCCUACCACUGUCUUCGGACAGAUACCAUAAAGCUAUGUUCGCACAGUCCUAGACCUCCAGACAGCUACGUAUCGAAGCGGAUAAUGGAGACUGUGCCGCCGUCCUAUGAAACUGCAACGACCAGGGACGCUUGGACCAUAAUCGCCCAAUACAUACCAUCGAGCGACCUCUGCGCUGCUACUCUAGUCUGUCGAAGAUGGCAUGCAGUGUUCAUGCCGUUUCUCUGGGGAAACCCAGCAUCUCACUUUGGAACGGAAAAUGAUGAAGUCUACGUCGCUUUGACGAGAUUCAGAAGGACCCUCAGGUAUGCCCGUCCUGAAGUACGGAGGCUAACGCACACCCUCCAUAUGCCUCCAGCGCUUUCGGAGAUUUAUGGCGGCCCACGUCCUGAAUGGCUGCGAGAGAUCUUCGAGUACCUGCCAUGUCUGCAGUCUCUGAUAGUGUCUGAAUUGCCGUUCUUCGACCACAGUGCCAUGAUGGCUUUGCGGGGUGCUGUGUCGGGGGGAGUAUCAUCGCGAACAUACAAUACACGCCUGCUCAUAGCGGAGCGCGAACCGAACACGACGUCUUUGGGCAUAGCGGAGACAUUGUUACGCUUUCCGGAGCUGAUAUAUCUCGAUUUAUCGUAUACGACAUCUGCGAAAGACCAGACCGUCCUAUCUGCGUUAUCCCAACUCGAGCGGCUGCAAGUGCUCAAGCUACGAGGUAUCGGAUUAAAGGAUAUUGAUGCAGCGUUUUUGGCAAAUGCUAUCGGCCAUAGGGUUCGGUUCCUUGACCUGCGGGAGAAUAAGCUUACCGACACGGCUCUUCAGCCGCUACUUCAUGCUUGUUUUGGGCCGCCAAACCAUGAUCAUCUGCGUCCUCAAUCAACCUUUCUCCGAUCGCCCGGGUUGGACGAGAAAUUCCGAAAGGCGUUGACAAGUCCUUUGACAGGUCGCUCUUGGGUUGAAGAUCUACCAAAUGUGGGAAUCACACAUCUUUAUCUCGCGGACAACCAGUUUAGUGUCAACGGGAUAGCGAGCAUCUUAGCGACAUCCCAACUACAUGUUUUAGAUGUAGGAACUCUUGAUAUGGCGAAGCGCAGCAUCAAAGUUCAGUCCAAUGGAAGACGCGAAGCAUACGCGGGUUCUGAGAAGCUGAUACCCAUUCUGGGCACGGCUGCAAAGGAGAAUUUAACUUACCUGAGGGCGCAUCAUACUAUUUGCACCUCUACCGCUCUGCAGGAAAGGUCGAUGUCAGGGGUUGAUUUCCUUCCAGAGCUUUCGGGGAAGCAUGCGAUGGCGCGUGCAAGUGAGCUGGAUACUCACGACACCCAGAUACAUGAGCUCCCCGCAGACAACACUCCAGUGUUUGAAGUUGCAGGAAGUACCCCAAGACCCCAGUCAUCUGACAGUGUGCGCAGUAAUAAAGACGGCCAAAGUGGCAUCGGAUAUGAACAUGAACGUCCAAUGGCCCCAAGGCGAGGCUCUGCUUUCGCGCCAGAGGUGUUGCCUAGCCCUAACGAAGCCAUUAGGACCACUUUGGCCGGCUUUUCGGACACACACGCUACAAUAUCAAGUGCACCCAUUCCAUUGUGUAGUUCUCCUAGUCUCAUGGAAGGUCCGCGUGCACGAAAAAUCCAAGAACUGCUUGCAAAGCGACCUAACUAUCAGCCUCGCCGACAAGGAAUCGGAAGCUACUUUGAUUUUCUCCACCCUUCCCAUAUUCCUCACCUUGAGGUUUUGGUGCUCACAGAUGUUCCGUCCCACGUUUCUGCCACCUCACCAAUCCUGGAGUCGUUGAUUCGCUUUGUGACUGCUUGCUCCAACGAAGCGCUACUCGCAACCCUACAAGCAGGAUCAGAUUACUCCCUACCACCGGGCCAAGACCGGGCGAGGGCUGAGCAGGAACGAGCAAAGUCCCUCUUUGGCUUGCGCCAGCUAGUCCUGGAAAUAACACCAGUAACCCACUCCCUCCAACCUAUUAAAUCGACCGCUUGGAAAUCCGUCAGCGCCCAGAUUGGACACCAAAGGUCAGUGACGGGUGACUGGGAUCUCGAACGCCUUUGGUCCGCAGCAUCGGAUGACUUUAGUUUUUUCAACGAAACCGAAUGUGGGAUUCCAGCUGAUGGUACAACAUGCACAGCGGAAACUCAUAAUGCUUCGUCUGCAUCUGUACCGUCAGUACCAAUCGUGGAUCUCGUAUCUGAACUGGCCGCUUUCCGGCGGAGAAAGAAACUGGAAUAUGAGCAGGUUGUACGGUCCACUUUUCAGAGAAGAAGCAUGGAUGACACCCUAUUGCCUCAGUCUCAGUCUCAGUACACAAUGGGCUCGGCUGCUGGGGCGUCCCCGUCUUCAAGCGUCCGAGCGUUGAGUCCCGUCCCUGGACCUUAUUCGUUCAUCGCCCACCAUGUUGAAGGGCACUGGAAAGGGGAAGUCAAGAUUGUCCGAAAUGCGACCCCUAAGGGGCGAAGCGGGUGGGUGGACCUGUAUGGGAACUAUUUUGAGAAAGGGUACUUGUAUCCCUGA
Messenger RNA from Aspergillus nidulans FGSC A4, 2605 nucleotides. RefSeq lists its product as uncharacterized. The record is from RefSeq and is a predicted model, not a curated record. The transcript has 2 exons. Lineage: Eukaryota; Fungi; Ascomycota; Eurotiomycetes; Eurotiales; Aspergillaceae. Bases 182 to 2605 code for a protein of 807 amino acids.